Harmonia axyridis is the source of this 817-nucleotide messenger RNA. RefSeq lists its product as uncharacterized. Lineage: Eukaryota; Metazoa; Arthropoda; Insecta; Coleoptera; Coccinellidae. The record is from RefSeq and is a predicted model, not a curated record. The transcript is spliced from 2 exons. The coding region runs from base 96 to 746 and encodes 216 amino acids.
UCCAAAAGCUGACAGAUGAAAAAAACCUGUCGGAAUUAUGGUUCUUCUUUUCGUGAAUGGCAUUCCUGCAUCUAGUUAACACCAACUGCUUAUAAAUGUUUAUUCGGGUCAUGCAGAAUUCAGUACAAUUCGGGAUUUGGAUGAAUCAGUUGGUUCGAUGUAGAAAAAUGUGUUCAACGACCUUGAUAAUACUGGGCAUUCUUGCUGUCAUCUCAAUUGAAGUUUCUGGCACUCAAUUGCAUAGAAAACAUACUGAUGAUCCAUUACUGAUUCCAUAUCACCCAAAGCCAAGGAUGCCUUAUCCAUACCCUGCCCCAGGACCUCCUUUAUUGGGUUCUAGAUAUCCUUCGAGACACUCCAUUUUGAAAUCAGUUCCUUCCAUUAGGACCAAACCCAUCGCUAACCUAGGACCAAAACCAGGAUCAUUCAGUACCAGAUCUUCAGCUGUAGGACCAAAUGGACGUCGAAACAGUAACAAACAUGUCGUGCAACCAAAUCGACCAAAAAUUCCUGCUCAUCUGAAUCCAAAACCAGUGAUCGGCCUAAAUGGUAUUCAGCCACCAAGACCAAAUCAAGUACCAACACAAAUCGAUAUAAAACCAGUGUUUGAAAAAGGAAUGCUGCCCAAAAUGCAUGUUUACGUCAAUGCUUUUCCUCCAGAAUCAUCUCAGUCUGAAACACAAGAAUCCAAUGAUGCUACCAAAACUUCGAAUUAUGAACCACUAGGGACCUAUGCCAAAUUUUAGAGUACCAUUAUAGUAUUUUGUACGUUUUAAGAUAUAAUAAUAGUUAUUUAUAAAAUAUAAGUUUAAGUUAU